Molecule: messenger RNA, 1035 nt
Organism: Colossoma macropomum (tambaqui)
Lineage: Eukaryota; Metazoa; Chordata; Actinopteri; Characiformes; Serrasalmidae
Product: protein boule-like
Exons: 10
Coding region: 1-1035 (344 amino acids)
Molecular function (GO): RNA binding
Source: RefSeq, a predicted model, not a curated record
AUGGAGAGCGAGACAGGAACACAGACCAGCUCUCCUUCCACCAGUCCUGCUCCUGCUGAACUAACUAAUGCCCUGCACCAAAGCCACCCCUUCGGCACAGUCAUCCCGAACCGGAUCUUUGUAGGAGGGAUCGAUGUUAAAACCAAUGAAAAUGAUCUCAGACAUUUUUUUUCUCAAUACGGAACGAUUAAAGAAGUGAAGAUUGUUAUUGAUCGAGCUGGAAUAUCAAAAGGGUACGGCUUUGUCACAUUUGAGACUCAGGAGGACGCGCAGAAAAUUCUGCAUGACGCUGACAGGCUGUGUCGUGAUAAAAGGCUAAACAUUGGCCAGGCUAUUCGCAGACAGCAAGUGGGAGGACAUUGCAAUUACAAUAUGGCAAGUCCAAGUCCCUCUCUGGCUGUCCCAUCUACGUUUAGCACCAUGUACCUGACCACUCCAACUGGAUAUCCCUACACCUACCACAACGGAGUCGCCUACUUCCAUACCCCAGAGCCCAACACACACAUGUCACACUGGCCUACUCCACAUCCGAUGUCUGGAUCUCCUGUCAUGGUGACACACUCUACUUCUUUCUGCACUCCUCAUCAGUGCCAGUAUAGACCUUGUGAUCAUUUCUUCAAAAAUAUAACUUCUUGCUCUAACUGGUUCUUUCUUUGCUUGUCUGUCUCUCAGGCUUCUUCUCAGUAUGUGUCUGGGCACGUGCCAUGGACUGUUCCUCAAGUAGAGUCUCCUGUGCCUGUCAGCCCGAGCCCUUUUUUAUAUAUCCAGCCUGCUGAGUUAAUGUAUCAGCCCAUGGAGAUGCCUGCAGACAAUGGCUGUGUUCAGUCAGCCAUGCCUGUGGUGGAGGCUUCUGUUCCUGAGCAUGAGCAAAAGUUCCACCAAGUCAGACGAGGUUUCUCCCACUUGCCGGUCCACAUGAAGCCUAGGUACUGCCGUGGCCCUCAUUAUACGCACCUGCGCAAAAACUACCGUCCGGAACUGGCCCACGUGCCCCCCGCUCCUGCCUCCUCCCCUGCACAGGAGGUGCUAAAAUAG